CAAAUCAAACUUUAUAUUCGCAUCAUUUCAACAUUUUUCACGUGCUGGGCCACUUAAAAAUAUAAAUCAUAAUAACUUAGGUAGAUAUGACGGGUAAGAGAAAUAAUAUGAUUCCAAAUGGCCAUUUCCAUAAGGAUUGGAAGAAUAUGGUUAAAACAUGGUUUAACCAACCUAUGAAUAAAAAACGAAGACAUAAAAAGAGAACAGAAAAAGCUAGAAGAUUAGCUCCAAGACCAGUUGCAGGACCGUUAAGGCCUGUUGUUAGGUGCCCUACUAUUCGCUAUAAUAAAAAAAUUAGACUUGGAAGAGGAUUUUCUAUUGAAGAAUUGAAAACUGCAAAAAUACCUAAAAGAUAUGCCAGGACAAUUGGUAUAACAGUAGAUCAUAGGCGCAGGAAUAGAUCUGUUGAAGGCUUGCAAAUCAAUGUUCAGAGACUGAAGGAAUAUAAAUCAAGGCUUAUUUUGUUCCCAUUAAAUAUGGCUAAACCGAAAAAAACUGAUUCAUCACCUGAAGACCUAAAAAUGGCUCUCCAACUGAAAGGUACAAUUUUGCCAAUCAAACAUACAAAUUUCAAAAAAGAAAAGGCCAGACUUAUUACUGAAGAAGAAAAGGACUUUAAGGCAUAUGAUACAUUAAGAAUGACUCGAUCUGAUGUGAAGUUAGCUGGAAUAAGACAGAAAAAAGCCAAGGAAAUGGAAGAAAAAAAAUAAAUACUUUAAAAAUAAUUACUAUUAUAUAAAGGAUAUUAUAUUUAUUUGCCUGAUUAAAAAAAGAUAAUAAAUUAUGG
Molecule: messenger RNA, 787 nt
Organism: Gordionus sp. m RMFG-2023
Lineage: Eukaryota; Metazoa; Nematomorpha; Gordioida; Chordodea; Parachordodidae
Product: large ribosomal subunit protein eL13-like
Exons: 5
Coding region: 87-710 (207 amino acids)
Biological process (GO): translation
Cellular component (GO): ribosome; cytosolic large ribosomal subunit
Molecular function (GO): RNA binding; structural constituent of ribosome
Source: RefSeq, a predicted model, not a curated record